Messenger RNA from Coffea arabica (coffee), 1045 nucleotides. RefSeq lists its product as uncharacterized. Lineage: Eukaryota; Viridiplantae; Streptophyta; Magnoliopsida; Gentianales; Rubiaceae. The record is from RefSeq and is a predicted model, not a curated record.
ACCUGGCUCAAAAUCUCGCCGGCCCUUGAAUAUUUGUCCCGAUUUCCCACCUUAAAAAUUGGAAAAAUGAGCCCUCAAAAGACAUUACUUGCUUGUAUAACAGGCCAGCGUGUCUCUCUAGAAGCACCCAAAUCUGGCGCGGAUCUGGAGGGAGGGUUAGCUAGGGCUUCCCGAUAUUACUCUCCAUAUCAGGGAAUCGAUGUACUGGAGGUUGAUCGAGACGGGCUUCAAGGUGUUGGAGGCCGUUUAGGAAUUUCUGGUCCAUCAUUCAAGAUCAAGGUGGAUGGCAAACCAACAGAAUUAAAGGUCGAGUUAUAUAAGCUUAUCAACUACCAUCUCAUUAUUGUGAAAGUGGAGGGUCAAAAAAUAAUGCUGCAUGGCAUUCAGGAGGGUAGAGAACCGCGGAAUCGUAACGGCCUGGAUUUUGAAAAAAUAAGAGACCAUGUUGCUAAUGGCGGUUGCUAUGAUUGGAAGAUAUCGGGGACUAUAUCUCGUCCACGCCCGAAGCUUCCUCAUUCCUCUAGUUCAGACCGGAAGAGGCGCGGGAAAUGAAGGGCCAAAAUCUCUGUGAAGUUCCCUGCAGUCGUUUCUGGAUGGAUAAAAGAAUGGUGGCGCAGAAUCUUUGGCAAAAGUGGGCUAGUAAAUUGUAGCAGUCAUUUUAUACAUGUUUUUUUUUUUUUUCAUAUUUCUAGUUUAACGAUGUAUUUCUAGUUUAAGGAGGUCGUAUGUGUUAUGAACCUCACAAGUGAUGUGGUGUUUAUGUUUUGGAAUGCUUAAAUUGUAAUGAUUUUGUGGUUUCAUACCCACAACUUUAAUUUUUGAGAAGUACUCAAUCGGAUGUGUAUUAAAAGGAGAGGGGAAGUAAGAAGCAUAGGAAUGACUAGGAUUGUAAGAAUCAAAACUACUGAAUGAAAAGCGAAAAGCACAAGAGUUUUGAAAUGUGAUUAACGUCACCUUUAUAUUAGCCUUUUGGUGGCUAGCUAGAUAAAGCAUCAUCAAGUGUCCAAAUGAAAUUAAUUUCCAUCCUUUCAUUCCCGCAAUAUUU